This is a messenger RNA of Miscanthus lutarioriparius, 624 nucleotides long. NCBI's taxonomy places the organism in Eukaryota, Viridiplantae, Streptophyta, Magnoliopsida, Poales, Poaceae. The record is from the annotation of a GenBank genome assembly.
AUGGCGAGCAGCAGCCGCAGGGAGGGUACCCUAACACCAGACGAUCCAGCAGACGUGAAAACCGCCGGAAGCGCAGAAUGGAGGCCAAAGCAUUACGUCCUGGCGGGCAUGGUCAUCAUCCUCGCGGCCAGCACGGUGACCAUCGUCACCUCCGCCGUCCUCCGCCCCGCGCGCAUCCAGUUCUCCGUCGCCAACUUCACCAUGUCCAACGCCGACAACGCCCAGAUGGCCAUCGAUUUCGACCUCCGCGCCUACAACCCCAGCCGCCGCGCCGGGGUGAUCUACCGCCACGUCGUGGUGAGCAAUGAGCAUGCAGCUGCGAAGGCGCGAGCGCCCGAGCGUGAGGAAGACAUCGGUGCCCGGGACUGUGACGGACCAUUGCCGCUGCCCCAGGGGAGGAGUGCAAAUUACAGGAGCAUGGGCGUCAAUGGCACCAUUGAUAACGACUUUUUUAGCAUCUACAGUAACGCGUCGUCGGUAUCCACGACCAUCAUGGUCAUUGCACAGGUUCAGUUCAAGGUUGGGCUCGUCAAAUCGAGGCUCUACAGUAUCAGGGUCUUGUGCUCGAGCAUCGACAAGGUACACAUCAGGAUGCCGCCCGCCAAUGCCACCUGCUCUGCCUGA